Messenger RNA from Psammomys obesus (fat sand rat), 4249 nucleotides. It is a transcript of the gene Myorg, whose product is annotated as myogenesis regulating glycosidase (putative). The coding region runs from base 156 to 2303 and encodes 715 amino acids. Gene Ontology annotation, biological process: skeletal muscle fiber development; carbohydrate metabolic process. Lineage: Eukaryota; Metazoa; Chordata; Mammalia; Rodentia; Muridae. Gene Ontology annotation, molecular function: hydrolase activity, hydrolyzing O-glycosyl compounds. The transcript is spliced from 2 exons. The record is from RefSeq and is a predicted model, not a curated record.
CCCGCAGGGCUGUGGCUGCUGAAGUCCUGCUCUCGUGGAGAGAGGCUCUGCCAGAUGAGCCCUUCUCCUCUUCUUCCGUGUGGUGGUCACUGCGACUCCAGCAGGACAGAUUCAGAUGGUCCUGGUGUGGCAGUUCUUUCCCUGGCUAGGAACUGAUGCGCCAGAACCUUCAGAAGAGCCAGGCCUACCCCCGACACCGACCUAGUAGCCACGCAGGCCCCACAAGCCUCCUAGUUAUCCCAGCAGCGACCAUGUACACUUUCCUGCCCGACACCUUUUCACCCGGCAAACCCAAGCCCACCAAAGAGCUGAGGCCUCUGCUGGGCUCCGCGGCCCUGGGACUGAUGCUGGUGCUGGCAGCAGUUGUGGCCUGGUGCUACUACAGCGCUUCACUGCGCAAAGCCGAACGCCUGCGCGCAGAGCUGCUGGACCUGAACCGAGGCGGCUUCUCCAUCCGGAACCAGAAGGGUGAGCAAGUCUUCCGCUUGGCCUUCCGUUCAGGCGCCCUGGACCUUGACUCCUGCAGCCGGGAGGGUGCCCGGCUCGGCUGCUCCCGAACAGCCGAUGGGCGCCCGUUGCACUUUUUCAUUCAGACUGUGCGACCCAAGGACACUGUCAUGUGCUACCGCGUGCGCUGGGAGGAGGCUGCACCGGGGCCUGCUGUGGAGCAUGCGAUGUUUCUGGGAGAUGCCGCAGCGCACUGGUAUGGCGGUGCAGAGAUGAGGACCCAACACUGGCCCAUCCACCUGGAGGGCCAGCAGGAACCGCAGCCUUUCGUCACGAGCGACGUCUACUCUUCUGAGGCGGCCUUCGGGGGCAUCCUCGAGCGCUACUGGCUAUCUUCCCGCGCCGCCGCCAUCAAGGUCAAUGACUCAGUGCCCUUCCACCUGGGCUGGAACAGCACGGAGCGUUCGAUGCGACUGCAGGCACGCUACCACGACACGUCUUACAAGCCACCCGCUGGCCACCCUGUGGGGCCGGAGCUCAGCUAUCGCGUGUGCGUGGGCUCCGAUGUCACAUCCAUCCACAAGUACAUGGUUCGGCGUUACUUCAACAAGCCGUCCAGGGUACCGGCGUCAGAGGCCUUCCGAGACCCCAUCUGGUCCACAUGGGCGCUGUAUGGGCGCGCCGUGGACCAGAACAAGGUGCUGCAGUUCGCCCAGCAGAUCCGCCAGCACCGCUUCAACAGCAGUCACCUGGAGAUCGAUGACAUGUACACGCCCGCCUACGGCGACUUCGAUUUCGAUGAGGGCAAGUUCCCCAACGCCACCGCCAUGUUCCAGCGCCUGCAGGAUGCUGGCUUCCGCGUCACCCUUUGGGUGCAUCCGUUCGUCAACUACAACUCGUCGCGCUUCGGCGAGGGCGUGGAGCGCGAGCUGUUCGUGCGCGAGCCCAGCGGCCGGCUGCCCGCGCUGGUGCGCUGGUGGAACGGCAUCGGCGCCGUGCUGGACUUCACGCGCCCGGAGGCCCGGGACUGGUUCCAGGGGCACCUGCGGCGCCUGCGGGCCCGCUACAGCGUGGCCUCCUUCAAGUUCGACGCGGGAGAGGUCAGCUACCUGCCCCGGGAUUUCAGCACCUUCCGGCCUCUGUCCGACCCCAGCGUGUGGAGCCGGCGGUACACCGAGAUGGCGCUGCCCUUCUUCUCGCUAGCCGAGGUCCGCGUAGGGUACCAGUCCCAGAACAUCUCCUGCUUCUUCCGCCUGGUGGACCGCGACUCGGUGUGGGGCUAUGACCUGGGACUGCGCUCUCUGAUCCCUGCGGUGCUCACCGUCAGUAUGCUGGGCUAUCCGUUCAUCCUGCCCGAUAUGGUAGGUGGCAACGCGGUGCCGGAGCGCACAGCCGGCCGCCAGGACGGGCCGGGGCCCGAGCGCGAGCUCUACGUGCGCUGGCUGGAGGUGGCCGCCUUCAUGCCUGCCGUGCAGUUCUCAAUCCCGCCCUGGCAGUACGACGCAGAAGUGGUAGCCAUCGCGCACAAGUUCAUGGCGCUCCGUGCCUCGCUCGUGGCGCCCCUGCUGCUCGAGCUUGCUGGGGAGGUCACCGACACCGGCGACCCUAUCGUGCGCCCCCUGUGGUGGAUCGCGCCGGGGGACGAGACGGCGCACCGCAUCGACUCCCAGUUCCUUAUCGGGGACACGCUGUUGGUGGCACCGGUGCUGGAACCUGGGAAGCAGGAGCGUGACGUCUACCUGCCCGCCGGCAAGUGGCGCAGCUACAAGGGGGAGCUUUUUGACAAGACGCCAGUGCUACUCACGGAUUACCCUGUCGACCUGGAUGAGGUCGCCUAUUUCACCUGGGCAUCCUGACCCAGCUCAGAACCCAGGAAUCCCGCAGCCCUACUCCCAGCCUUCAUACAGACUUGCAAUCCUCCACCAUGGUGAACCUUCAGGAAGCCCCUACCUCUACACUACCUAGGAAGUGGGCAAGUGGCUUAAAAGCGCAAUAGCUCACAGCUGUAGGCGAGACGUGGGAGAGGAGGUGCUGAAACAACCGCUCCUGUACCCGCGCACAAUCCUAAGAGCCCUCUUACCCGCACACUCACUCCACUCUACGCAAACCCUCCUCCCUGGAUGGAGGCCAGAGAACUCAGAGGACAAAGGUCUGCUCUUUCCUACACAGCCUGCUUUUAAAAGCACAGAGAAAGUUGGGCGCGGUGGCACACGCCUGUACUCCCAGCACUCUGAGAGGUAGAGAGAGGCAGGUGGAUCUCUGUGAGUUCUAGGCCAGCCCAGUUUACUCAUGCCCAGGCCAUCCAAGGCUACACAGAGAAAGAGAAACCUGUCCUCUCCCUGCCCUUUGUAGCCAUCUUUGUCCACUGAAAUAAGGAAAUGAUUCUCUUUAAAAGUUCUGAAAUAGUUUUCUACCAUAUUAAAAAAAGUGUACCUUUAAGGUGGGCUGUGGGUGGCACACACCUUUAGUUCCAGCACUGAGCAGGCAGAGGCAAGCAGUUUUCUGUGAGUUCGAGACCAGCCUGGUCUACAGAGCAAGAUCCAGGACAGCCAGGGCUACACAGAGAAACCCUGUCUCAAAAGAUGAAAAAGACAGCAGCCAGGCCAUGAGUUCACAGCACACACCUGAGCCGUGAGUGACCUGGUCCCACUCCAUCUGGAGCAGAAAAGAUACAGAUGUUGCAUUUGGCCAGCCUUCAAGGAAGUCAAAGGCCUCUUCCCAAGCAGUAGGAGAGCUGAGCUGAGCCUGCACUAAUUGUCUCUGUUUGUGAAGAGACUCUACACUGCACUAACCUGUUUGUGGAUAUACUGGACUCAGCUUUGGACCCAGCCCUGGGCCAGAUGUGGCUGGACUCAAUGCCUUAAUUCAAGAACCUGUAUCUGUGUGCAUGUGUACACACAUUCAUGUCACACACAGAGAGGUACUCACCACAGCUCUCUGAAUUUACAGGAUGAACGGAAUGCCUCUGAGACUAACUAAAGAAACCUAGAUGAGGGUGUGGGGCAAACUCAGGGCUUUGGGAGCUGAGCUAAGCCCUUCCCAGGUAGUUUCCCCAAGAAGAUGCCAGGCCCAGGCUAAGAGUUUAAAGCUCCGUGUUUCUAACUCUAAGGAGCUGACUCAGUAGGAAGGCACUUACUGGCAAGCCUGACAACCUGAGUUCAAUCCCAAAAUCAUGUUGUAAAAGGAGAGAACGUAGGAAAUAAACGGCCCUUUAAGAUUAUUUAGCUGUCUCACUGUACAUAUGCUUUCAAGAAUGUCCUAAGGGGGAGCCAUAUUGUUAUUCUGGCAGUGAUGUGCUUGGCAUAUGAAAGACACUACACACUGGCUGACCCCCAACACACAUGUGGGGUCAAGUCUUUCAUCCCAGCGACUCUGUUGUAAGGUCACCUCUAGCCAUGGGGAGUUUUUCCCAGCUAAGUCUGGAGGAGUGUCAGACAAGGGAAGCGCUAGCUUCCCUCGGCGGCGCUGAUGACAGCGCCUGCGUCCCAAGUCCUUCACUUCCUCUGCGUGCAAAGUGCCGGAUGAAAGCUUCAGGACUCUCACAGACACCCAUCUCCAAUGCCAAUUCUUUUUCUUUUUUUCUUGCAAUGUUGAAGAUAGAACCCAGAGCCCCAAGCAAGCACUCUUGCAGUGAGCUCCGUCCCCAGUCUUCAUUUGUCAACCAACUGCUUAACACCACUGAGACUCAGUUUUUUUCUACAUAAGUGAUGAUGAGGCCUACCUCUAUGGUCAAGAUAAGCACAGAUGUAUGUAAAGUGCCUGGCACAAAAUAGGUGCUCAAUAAAAGAUAACUGUUGUAGUA